AUGAAAUCUUCGAGGAAAUUCAGCCGAAGGUUUCUUGAUUCGGUGAUUGUUUUGCCUCGUUUUCUGUCCAAAACCAAUCUUGAUUUGUUUCUUUUGCGUUUCUUGAAUAGGGUUUUGUUUGGAAUCUCAUGGAUUCUUGUACUAUCCUAUUUGAUUCUUGAUCGAAUGAAAAGCUUGAAGCUUUUAUUUACAAGACUGAAUGAUCUAAUGGAGUCUAAAGGUGGGAAGAAGAAGUCUAGUAGUAGUAAAUCCUUAUUUUACGAAGCUCCUCUCGGUUACAGCAUUGAAGACAUCAGACCUGCCGGUGGAAUCAAGAAGUUCAGAUCUGCUGCGUACUCCAACUGCGUUCGGAAGCCAUCCUGA
Messenger RNA from Dovyalis caffra, 363 nucleotides. Lineage: Eukaryota; Viridiplantae; Streptophyta; Magnoliopsida; Malpighiales; Salicaceae. The record is from the annotation of a GenBank genome assembly.